This is a messenger RNA of Daucus carota subsp. sativus, 4540 nucleotides long. RefSeq lists its product as uncharacterized. Gene Ontology annotation, cellular component: replication fork protection complex. The record is from RefSeq and is a predicted model, not a curated record. The transcript is spliced from 21 exons. Lineage: Eukaryota; Viridiplantae; Streptophyta; Magnoliopsida; Apiales; Apiaceae. Gene Ontology annotation, biological process: DNA replication checkpoint signaling; DNA repair; replication fork arrest. Gene Ontology annotation, molecular function: DNA binding. Bases 202 to 4227 code for a protein of 1341 amino acids.
ACAAAGAGCGGGAAAAUACAGAAAUUAUUGGCGCCUUAAAACCCUACUCACCCAACACCCAUCACGCCCAAAUUGCAACUCUCAUCCGAUCUCAUCUCCGUUCGAUCCCCACACUGUCAUCUCCACCUCGCUUUCUUUUACUUCCAAUUUCACCACAUAUUAGCUAUAGCACAUCACCAAUAAGCUUCUGAUCGUACGGAAAUGGAAGGUUUAUCAACGAUCUGCGCUGGUCUCGGGAUAAUCGACGAGGACGAUGAUGGAAACAGGACCGGAUACACUCCCGGAGAAUACUGUUUAGAUAAUUUGAAGGAUUUGUUAAGGUUUCUACGCCGUGAUGAUCCACAAAUGCGAGAAGUAUUUAAGCAAGUCUGUAAAUGGAAUAUUGUAGCCAAGGAUUUGAUUCCGAUUAUUGAGCAUUGUCAAAAUGAUCGUAAUCUCGUCCUCAAUUCAGUGAAAGUUUUAGUGUUUCUCACCAUGCCUGUUGAGCCGGGAUCCAAUGAUAUACCACAACAAAUAGAGUACCUAUGGGGGUUGAAAACUGCAAUUAGCUGUAGUGAUAUUAUCGCAAUCAUAGUGUCACUUUUAGAGACCCCGCUCGAGAAUUUAGAAAGUGAAGCAUUUACAGAGGAUGACUGGAAAUUGGUCCAGCUGGUGCUUACCUUAUUUCGCAACUUACUAGCUGUUCAGGGUGUGUCAAUUCAGCAGAAACUUGGGGGAUCAACCUCACAAUUCUUGUCCGUGAGAGAUAGGUUUCUAGAAUUGUUGUUCAAAGAAAAUGUGACCGACUUGAUUCUAGCACUCACACAACAUGUUGGCGGCCCUUCUGAAUAUUUCCGUCAAGAUAAUUUACUUUUAUUGGAAACAGUCCAUUACUUAUUGAUGGGUCAAGAAUCAGAGUUGGUUGCAAAAGCAAUUAGGAAAGACACACAGGAAGCUGGGGCUGCUGAAGCUACUGUAAGCAGUCUUCAGUCUAUGAUGGAAGAGGAAGAAGAAAGAAGAAGGCUUAUCAGAUUGCAGAAUCUAGGGAUUUCUUCACAGUAUACUGGAUCUUUUACCCGCUUUACAAUGGAUGGAUCUAAAACAUUGUUUAAGGGAAAUCCAUGUGCUGCUUCUCUUGAUGCAUUGCUCAAGACCCACAAGAAUCCCAAAGGUCCAGCAAAAAGAAUGGCGUGGGACCAUGGGAGACUACCGUCAACAAAUGAUAAUAUACUACAACUGCUUCAUGAAUUCAUCAACCAGCUAUUGUCGGGAGGUUACAAUGUUUUAAUGCAGUCUGUUCGCGAGGAUAUAGAAAAAGAACACCCUGCAAUUCAGAACAGCGAUGUUAUUGUCUUUUUUAAGGUCGCCCAAUUUGUCACUGCAUUCCAGUAUCACAAAUUCUUGGGUUCAAAGCCCUCUGAUGAAGAGAAUGCAUCUGAAGCCUUUACAAAUCAGUCUGAUAGCACUUUGUUUCAAGGCAGUAUAUGCGGGCCAAUUGCUGAAACAAUGAAUGAAUCAAUGUUUCUUUUGGUCACUUCGAAGUGGCGCUAUGCAUUUGAUGCAUUGAAGGAGACAAAUGAAUAUAAUUUUCUAUCCGCUGCAGGAUCUCUGAUGAGGAUUAUGAUUCGUAUGCUAGAUAUGGUGUUAAAGCAGUCCCAGGAAGACUGUAUGGAGCCUCAAACAGCUCGGAUCCUUCUUUACAAAUUAUUUUAUGACCAAACUGAUCAAGGGAUGACACAGUUCAUUUUGAACCUCAUCAAAUCAUUUGAUACACAUAAACAAGCCAAAAGUGAUCUUGCUGAUUUGAUAGAGAUUAUACAUGUGAUUAUAAGGCUGAUGGAGAACCUUCAAGCUCGUGGCACAUUAAGGGUUUCUAAGAAGUCAAGGAAGAGAAAAACAAAGAAAAAUUUUAAAGAUGAGAAGGACAAUGCUAAUGAAAUAGUUGGAGAUCAUAUUACUAGUCAAGAUGAGAUCGGCACCUCUGGUUGUGCAAUUCCACCUGUUGAUUCAAGCAAUACAGAACCUACAAGUCAAGCUAAUGACGGGAAGGAGAAUGUUUCUGAACCUCUUCAGGUCAAUAAAGAACAUACGCCUAAUGUAGGAGAAAAUUCUGGAAGUAAUAAGCAGGAAAAUGUUAGCGAACCUUUUCAGGUUGAUAAAGAUGAUGCACCUGAAGUAGAAGCAGCAAAUCCUGGAAGUAAUAUGCAGGAAAAUGUUAGUGAACCUCUUCAAGUUGACCAAGAAGAUGCACCUGAUGUAGAAGCAGUAGAUCCUGAAGGUGAUAUGCCGGAGAUGGAAGGCAAUAACAAUAAUGGAAUCGAAGAUUAUGGAGCAGAUGAUUCUUCUGAAGGGGAGCAGCAGCUGGGGCAUUUAGAUGAAGUUGAUUUCAAGAUAUCUACUUUGAUCUCUGCCCUUGCAAACACCACCAUCAUCCAAAGAUUGUGCUGGUUACUGAAAUUCUAUAAGAUCAAUUCCAGCAGUACAAAUCAUUACAUUAUAUGCAUGCUUCAAAGGAUCUGUGAUGAUCUGGAACUUUCUCCCAUGUUAUACCAGCUGUCACUCCUUACUACAUUUCACAGUAUUCUGGUAGAGCAGAAAACAACUCCAUGCAGAGGAUACAAGAACAUUGUUGACUUUCUGACAAAUUUGGUAAGAAGAAUGCUGAGGAAAAUGAAGGCUUCUCCCCUUCUCUUUGUGGAAAUUCUUUUCUGGAAAACACGUAAAGAAUGCCAUUAUAUUAAUUGCGAGUCUAUGUUAAAAGACUUAUCUAAUAUGAGGAAGGACUACAACAAAAUGGGUCAAAAUUCCACCGAUGGAGCAGAUGGUUCCUUUGAAGGAAGAGGAUGGAAUCGAAGAAGCAUAGCUGAUGCACUUGGGGAUGAUGAAGCUGAUGAUUUCAUGCCUUUCCAUGUGGCAGCUAAUCAAAAUGAGGAGAAUCCCUGCACACCAGAAGGUAAUAAAUUCUUGAAAAGGAGUAUCAGUAAUAUGGAAGAGGCAAAUUCUGAUGAAGGAAGCAAUGGGAAGGAAAAUUCGAAAGAUAACCAGCCUGGAAGGGUACAUAAAAAACUGAAAGUGCUAGGUGUUAAUGACGAUCUGGACAAUAAAAUGAAGGACCUUUAUGAAAAACAUAAGGGCAAGGAAAACUGUAUUCAGCUUAUUGUGGAAGAGCUUGAGUUGGAUGGGAAAAUUUCAAAUCGUGAAGUUUCCAGAAAGCUUAAACAGUUGGGAUUCAAGUUUCCACAAAAGAGGAGAGUUCUUAAAAAAGGCGUCUCUGAUCAAGUUAGGGAAGAUGCUAAGGCAUCAGCAAGUGAAGUAACACAUCCUGAUUUGCAAGAAAAUUCUUCAGGACGAGGGGUUCUGCACACUAGAAAAAGAGUGAGUGCAUUCAGUGAAGAGCAGGAAGGGAUGAUUAUAAGUUUAUUUGAACAGUUUAAAGGUCAGAAGCGGUGCAGUUUCAUGAUUGCAAAUGCACUUGAUGCUGAUGGCUCAUUUACAGCAGCCCAAGUUUCUAGGAAACUGAAACAGCUUGGCUUACGUGUUCCUCAACCAAAGAAGUCUAGUUCGCACUUGCAUUUGAGGGACGAGGAGCCUGAUGACAUGUAUGAUGAAGGCUUUGAUGAUGCUGACACAUUGUCAUCACUAAGGAAAAGGACGAAGAUCAAGCUCAAUACAAACAAUGGGGCAGAAGGGCCAGAUGAGAAAAUAGUAGAGAAAGUUUCACCGGAGGAUUCUGAUGAUGAACCAUUAAGCUCUGUUGUGGGGAGCAAGACCAAGUUCCAUACAAAUGAUUUGGCGGAAAGGCCAAACCAGAAGAUAGCUAAAAAGGUUUCGCAGGAGGAUUCGGAUGAUGAACCAUUAAGCACUUUUGUGGGGAAAAAGACCAAGCAGAAGACGGGCAAUGUGGCAGAAAGUACAAUCCAGGAUAUAACCAGAAUAGUUUCACAAGAGGAUCCUGAUGAUGAAUAUUUAAGCUCUAUUGUGGGGAGCAAACAUGAGCAGCCAACUGAGAAAGGAGAUAUUGCAAAUGAUGUUUCUUUGCACAUUGAUGAUGACAGAGAGGAUGAAGUAAAAUUUUCAAGCAGGAAGUCCCCAACAGCUGGGGACAAUCAACUGCAUUAUCAGAAUUUGCAUGAUGAGUUGGGCUAUCAAUUGGCUGAUUUUGAGGAUGAUGUAACCCCUGUUGCACCUGAGAAACACGUCGGAUCAAGAAGGAAACUAAGAAUGGUCUUGGACCUUGAUGAUGACUAAAUUAUGCUUGUGAGCCGUGAACGAAGGAAAAUGAGAAUGGUCUUGGACCUUGACAAUGACUAAGUUUCGCAUUGUGAGCUGUAAACCCUAGUUUUUUCUUCAUAUUAUUAUAGCUACUGCAUACAAGUGAUCGAAGUUUUGGGCUGUCAGUGAGUUGGUAAGUUAAACACAUUGUCAAUGUAAAGUGUAAAGUACUCUUGCUUCUGAAUGCGGACAAAUAUAAAGGUUUGUGUUUGGCACAUAAAUAUGCACAUGAUUCUCCUUUUCACAGUUGGGAAAAAUGAUAAAAUGCACCUGACACUUGCAAAAGAAA